Messenger RNA from Triplophysa rosa, 2065 nucleotides. It is a transcript of the gene gulp1b, whose product is annotated as GULP PTB domain containing engulfment adaptor 1b. NCBI's taxonomy places the organism in Eukaryota, Metazoa, Chordata, Actinopteri, Cypriniformes, Nemacheilidae. The record is from RefSeq and is a predicted model, not a curated record. Bases 943 to 2025 code for a protein of 360 amino acids. The transcript has 12 exons.
UGAUGUGCACCAUGGAUAAAUCAUUUAUAAUAAUCACUGCAACACUGUAAGAAAAUGAGUAUGGUCAUUUUGAAUUGCACGUUGACUUUAAUGUCUUCUUUUGUGUUAAGCAGAACAAAAAAUAUUUUUCCUACAAUGGUUGACAAUGAUGCCCCAGACAGGUCAGUUGCUAACAUUCUUCCAAAUAUCUUCCUUUGUGUUCAACAGAACAAAGACAUUUAUACAGGUUUUAAACAAUUUAAGGGUGAAUUUUCAUUUUUGGGGCUAAAAUUAAGAGAUGAUCAGUUGUGAUGUCAUUUGAAACAAAACAGCUCACCGACACGGAUUUUAGUAGCAAUAGUGAAAACUUUUGAGCUUUCAUAAAAUACAGAGGAAAAAAAUUAGAGGAACUGUAUGAGUUUACCAUCAAGCUAAUGUAAGGAGAAUGUUUGCAUCACAUGAGGAUUUUUGAGGCGCUCUGUGAGAUGAAAGUGUUGUCUAAAGGGCGACACAGGAAGACAUUGGGGCUGUUUUGUAAGGCGUCCACCCGGAGACAUCCUGGGCGUGCCCCCCUGGGUGCGGUCCAAAGAAAACGCUCCACUUUCCCAAGAAUGUCUAUUUUUCUCCUGGAGACGCCCAACGUCUCCUUAAGAAUGCACUCAUGACAUCAUUUCCUGUCUAGAAGAAAACAGGAAGGGAGUUAUGGAGAUUAAGAGAACUUUCAUCUUUCUGACAGUAUUCCUGCUGUGACUGUAUUAUCAUCAUCAUCACGUCUUUACAGGGUCAAUGCACACUUUCAUUACAUCACAGCUGGAUGUCCGUACAACGAUCUGCAUUAAACACUUCUACUCAACUGUAUUUGAUUCAAAAGAUACAGUAUUGUCUAACCCUAUGGACAAAGGAUCUGAGGAGAAUUACAUGCAUUGAGGUGGCGUCUCAUUGGAAGAUCGUGAAAUCUGCAGAAUGAACAGAGCUUUUAACAGGAGAAAAGAUAAAGCGAGCAUGCACACACCCGAGGCUCUGGUGCAAAGUCAUGUUGUGUAUAAUGCAAAGUUUUUGGGUAUCACAGAAGUGGAGCAGCCCAAAGGCACAGAUAUGGUGCGAGUGGCCGUCAGAAAGCUGAAGUUUCAGAGGCAUAUCAAGAAGUCUGCGGGACAGAAAACACCUAAAGUGGACCUUCAGAUCUCAAUAUACGGUGUGACGAUACUGGACUCAAAAACCAAGGAGAUCCAGCAUAACUGUCAGCUUCACCGCAUGUCCUUCUGCGCAGACGACAAGACCGACAAAAGAAUAUUUACUUUUAUUUGCACAGAACCUGAGACGAAGACGCAUCUGUGUUACGUGUUCGACAGUGAAAAAUGUGCUGAGGAGAUCACUCUUGCUAUUGGACAAGCCUUCGAUCUGGCCUACAAAAAAUUCCUGGAGUCUGGAGGAAAAGAUGUGGAGACGAGAAAACAGAUCGGAAACCUUCAGAAACGAAUUGAGGAUUUGGAGAUGGAGAACUCCAAACUGAAGAAGAAACUGAAGGAACUGGAGGAUCAGCUGAUGGACUCUCGCUGUUCAUCGAGAGCGUCUGUCUUGUCGUGGUGUGGUGGUGAUGAUGAUGUCACCUCACUGUCCAGCCUUGAGAUGCCCCCUGUCACUCUGACACCUGUCAGCUCACCUGACUCCAGCCAAUCAGCAAGCUUGCUCACUCCUCCUCCUGCUAAACCCGCCCACUCACAGCCCAGCAGCGGCUUCAUCCUGCCGCGACCUCGCGCCGGAAGCGUACAGACUCGAUUGGCCUCCACAGAUAUAUUUGAUAUGAUUCCCUUCACCCCUGAAUCUCCAAUAACAAAACGAGUCAACUGUAACGGCAUCUCAUCUCCAAAAGAAAGAGAUAUAGAUUUGUUCGGAGCAGAACCGUUCGAUCCGUUCAUCUGUGGACCUGCGGUCUUCACAACAGACAUUCAGUCUAAACUCGAUGAGAUGCAGGAGGGGUUCCAAAUGGGACUGACUUUAGAGGGAGCAGCAUUUGCUCUGGAUCAGACGGACAGUCGAUGCUGAUUCUGAAUAGAGUUCUUUUUUGUUUAUACUGUAAUUGUUG